AUGGCUCGCUUUGGAGAGGCGAUGGCUGGCAGGCUGGGAUCCGGAGAUGGAGCUGCCGAGCAGAACAGGAACCGCCAGGGAGCCCCUGCCCCUUCGGGGGGGACCCCGGUAGCGUACAAGCAAACCAAAGCCCAACGGGCCAGGACUAUGGCACUGUACAACCCUAUACCCGUCCGUCAGAACUGCUUCACAGUCAACAGAUCUCUCUUCAUUUUUGGGGAAGACAACAUUGUCAGGAAAUAUGCCAAGAAGCUGAUCGACUGGCCAUAUCCUUUUCCCCUGUGUCCCCUUUCCAUCUGA
Podarcis lilfordi (Lilford's wall lizard) is the source of this 300-nucleotide messenger RNA. The record is from the annotation of a GenBank genome assembly. Lineage: Eukaryota; Metazoa; Chordata; Lepidosauria; Squamata; Lacertidae.